Messenger RNA from Hipposideros armiger (great roundleaf bat), 1202 nucleotides. RefSeq names its product SERTA domain containing 1 (gene SERTAD1). Gene Ontology annotation, molecular function: transcription regulator activity. NCBI's taxonomy places the organism in Eukaryota, Metazoa, Chordata, Mammalia, Chiroptera, Hipposideridae. The record is from RefSeq and is a predicted model, not a curated record. Gene Ontology annotation, cellular component: nucleus. The transcript is spliced from 2 exons. The coding region runs from base 149 to 865 and encodes 238 amino acids.
CCUGAAGUCGUGCGCUGGAGUCAGAACUGCGUCUCCCGACCCAGGCGCCGGUUGCCGAAGGAGAGCUCGCAAGCGAUGCUGCCGCCGCCGCUUCCUGAUUGGCUGCGGGUGGCUCCCUCUUCGUUCUGAUUGGCAGCUGGUGAGCUGGAUGAUGCUGAGCAAGGGCUUGAAGCGCAAGAGGGAGGAGGAGGAGGAGGAGAAGGAAGCCCUGGCAGUGGACACCUGGUGGCUAGAUCCCAGCCACCCAGCAGUGGCACAGGCACCCCCAGCAGUGGCCUCCAGUUCCCUCUUUGACCUUUCAGUGAUCAAGCUUCAUCACAGUCUGCGACAAAGUGAGCCAGACCUGCGGCACCUGGUGCUGGUAGUGAACACGCUACGGCGCAUCCAGGCAUCCAUGGUGCCCACAGCCUCCCUGCCACCUGUGCCUAGUGUGCCUGCAGCCCCUGGCGUGGCUGAUAACCUGCUGGCUAGCUCAGACGCUGCCCUCUCAGCCUCCAUGGCCAGCCUCCUAGAGGACCUCAGUCAUAUCGAGGGCUUGAGCCAGGCCCCCCAGCCCUUGACAGACGAGGGGCCACCUGGCCGCCCCAUGGGGGGAGCCCCCCCUGGCCUGGGUGCCUUGGACUUGCUGGGUCCAGCUACUGGCUGUCUGCUGGACGAUGGGCUCGAGGGCCUGUUUGAGGACAUUGAUACCUCCAUGUAUGACAGUGAACUUUGGGCACCAGCCUCUGAGGGCCUCAAACCUGGCCCUGAGGAUGGGCGGGGCAAGGAGGAAGCUCCGGAGCUGGAUGAGGCUGAGCUGGACUACCUCAUGGACGUGCUGGUGGGCACACAGGCACUGGAGCGGCCACCAGGGCCAGGGAGCUGACCCCAGGGCUGGGAUGUUUGGUGACCAAACAGCCUGGUGGCUGAACCAACUCACCUUGGAAAGACACAGCUGGCUUCUGUAGAACAGAGGAGCCGGAGGCUUCAGAGAGACAGAAUCAGUCCCGGGCAGCUUCAUCUCCAUCCCCUUGUCUCAGGCUGAUGGAGGGAGUCUGGGAUCAGUCCUCUUGAUGGAUGAUAGGGCCUGGUGGUUGGAAUGUCAUUGGACCAGGCCUAGUGCUGGACUGACUCCCCCAAGGUCAUAGCCUGGGAUACUCUCUCCCUGAUGUGGGAAGAGACCCCAACCAGUUUUAUGAAAUUAAAAACCUGGGAAAUCUUAA